AUGGGGCAAGCGUCGAGCGGCUGCAGACCCAGCUGCUGCCACCAGGAGGCGGCCCAGCGAGGGGACGAAGGUUGCGAGCAAAGGUUCCCGGCCCCAGCACACUUCGACUUUACGGCCGAGCAUGGGUCCGACUGUGCCAGUGUGGCCGGGCGGGAGGACCUCGACAUAGAAGGGGUGACGAUGGGCGCCUGCCUGUCCGAAGCCUUCGGCCAAAAUUCCUCAGAGGCCAUAGCGCUCAGCCUCUCGGGAAUCUCCUCCGGGGCCGUCCGGUCCAAGGUCCUGGACCCGGACUUGGAGAUGUUGCGCGGCAUCUCCCUCACCAGCACGCUGCUUGGGGCUGGCCAAGUGUGGCGCUACUCCCCGGAGACGUUCACGUCGCAGCAGCGAAUGGCCCUCUACGCGAAGUCCAAGCCUAUCAAGCAGUUGGACAUGUUCAUCUCGCACACGUGGUGGACACCCGGUUGGCGCAAGGCAGCGGCCCUGUUCCUUCAAAGCACCUGGCACCUCAUCCUUGUCUCCUGGGUUCUCUGCGUGGCCACGACCUUCGCACUGAGUGUCGGCGGCGUGCUGCCCCUCCCUUUUGUCUACCAGGCGAACCUGGGGGGCUUCCAGGGCCUGUGCCCCAUGGGCUGCUGGAUCCUGGCCUCAGGCAUCCUGGGCCCUCUGCUGGUGUCUUUCGCCUCCCUCUACGUGCCUUGCCGGUCCCCGGUGUGCUUCGUUGACGUGGCCUGCAUCCACCAAGAGGAUCCUGCGCUGAUGUUGCGGGGCGUGCACGGCAUCGGAGGGUUCUUGGCGGUGACGCGCGAGCUGAGGGUGCUAUGGAGCCCUCCCUACCUGUCGAGGCUCUGGUGCAUCUUUGAGCUCGCAGCAUUCCGGAAGGCCAACCCAGAAGGAAAGAUAACGCUGGCCCCGCUCUUCAUCGAGAUGGCCGUGAUCUGCAUAUGGUCGCUUCUCUGUCUGGCGAACAUUGUGUUCUGGAUUGCCAGGUCAGGUCGCAACGGUGCAUCUGUUGUCGCAUAUCUCAUCACGGUGGUUCCCUUCUUGCCUUCUGUGCACAUGCUGCGAAAGAAUUAUCUCGCCAAGCAGAAGCUGCUUUCCGACAUGAAGAGCUUUGACCUGAGCCUCGUGCAGUGCUACAACGAGUCUGACCGGGUAUUCAUACACUCCGCAAUAUCCGAGUGGUAUGGGAGUGGGCGAGCCUUCACGCGCUUUGUCCAGGGCCCUUUGCGCAACGAGCUGGUGGCGCCUAUCCUUGCAACGAACCUGCGCUGGCCGUACAUACUCAUCUUCAUCACACCCACAUUCAGCCUGAGCAUGGAGACGUUGGCUUCGCUGAUAAUGGGAGGAGCUCCUGCUGAGUGCUGCGUGGCAUGGAUUGCUGGGAUGCUGGUGGCAAACAACUGCUUCGUUGUGCCAGGUGGCUUGGUGCUCCUCAUCUACCUCUGCGACUGGCUGGCCGAACCUCGUGGAUCCUCCGCGCUCUGGAAUUGCUUGCAGUCUCUUGGGAUCUGCAUCUUCUUCAUGGUGAUCGCGAUGGCCGUCAGUGCUGCCUCGAACCUGCUCGUUGCAGCUGGGAUGUGGACGGCAUUGGCAUGGCUGGGGAUUGUCGGCGUGUCCUACCUUGGCCUCCAGGUCUGCUUUGCUGGAAGGCUGAGGCAGCCUGAAAAGGCCCCUGAAUGUUAA
Molecule: messenger RNA, 1683 nt
Organism: Symbiodinium natans
Lineage: Eukaryota; Dinophyceae; Suessiales; Symbiodiniaceae
Source: the annotation of a GenBank genome assembly